Ipomoea triloba (trilobed morning glory) is the source of this 558-nucleotide messenger RNA. RefSeq names its product acanthoscurrin-2-like. NCBI's taxonomy places the organism in Eukaryota, Viridiplantae, Streptophyta, Magnoliopsida, Solanales, Convolvulaceae. The transcript has a single exon. Bases 1 to 558 code for a protein of 185 amino acids. The record is from RefSeq and is a predicted model, not a curated record.
AUGUGUUGCUGGGAGGCGGUGGGAUCAUCGGAGGUGGACUGCGAGGCGGUGGGGGAUUGCGAGGGGGUGGGGCCAUCAUGGGGGGGGGAUUGCGAGGUGGUGGGGCCAUCAUCGGAGGAGGAUUGCGGUGGGGGUGGGGCCAUCAUCGGAGGGAUUGCGUGGCGGUGGGGCCAUCAUGGGGGUGGAUUGCGAGGCGGUGGGGCCAUCAUCGGAGGAGGAUUGCGUGGGGGUGGGGCCAUCAUCGGAGGGGGAUUGUGUGGCGGUGGGGCCAUCAUGGGGGGUGGAUUGCGAGGUGGUGGAGCCAUCAUCGGAGGGGGAUUGCGUGGCGGUGGGGCCAUCAUUGGAGGUGGAUUGCGUGGCGGUGGGGCCAUCGUCGGAAGUGGAUUGCCGCCGCCAAGGCAAGGCGGUAGUACAGGUAGUGAAAUUGAAGUGCCAAGGGAGAAGGAUGCAAGGCUGAGCAGGGAAAGUAGGAGGAUAGCUAAGGCUUGGUCUUUGGAAGCCAUACUCGAGAAAUUAUACAAAAUAUUUGUAAUUUGCUUUUGCUGGUAUAUAUGGUGA